Messenger RNA from Pseudoliparis swirei, 1919 nucleotides. RefSeq names its product asparagine synthetase domain containing 1 (gene asnsd1). The transcript is spliced from 3 exons. Gene Ontology annotation, molecular function: asparagine synthase (glutamine-hydrolyzing) activity. Lineage: Eukaryota; Metazoa; Chordata; Actinopteri; Perciformes; Liparidae. The coding region runs from base 1 to 1848 and encodes 615 amino acids. The record is from RefSeq and is a predicted model, not a curated record.
AUGUGCGGCAUUUUUUGCGCGCUGAGUUUGUCGCCCGCUCGCUGCGUGCGGAGCGAAGCGGUUCGCGAGCAUUUGAAGAGAAGAGGGCCCGACUUGAGCCGGGAGGUCACAGUCGGAGGCGCAAAUUCCUGCUAUCGGUGUUUGUUCUCCGCCCACGUUCUCCACAUGAGAGGUCUUCUCACCCCUCAGCCGGUUCAAGACGACGCCGGGAAUGUUCUGCUGUGGAACGGGGAGAUUUUCGGAGGUCUCCCGGUGACGCCGGAGGAAAACGACACGGCCGUCGUCUCUCGGCGCCUCUCGUCCUGCGUCGGCCCUUCGGAGAUCCUGGCCGUCCUGUCCGCUUUACGGGGACCGUGGGCGUUCGUUUACUACCAAAAGGCCGGAGACCACCUCUGGUUCGGCAGAGACUUCCUCGGAAGGCGGAGUUUGCUGUGGACGUUUGACGCGGAGGUCGUCGCCUUGACCCUGACGUCCGUGGCGGCCCGUGAAGCUGGACCGGCGGCGUCUUCUUGGCAGGAAGUCCCAGCGGUCGGCGUGUACAAGAUCGACCUGAAGGCCGUCGCGGAAGCCGGCCGCGUGACGUUUGAGGUUUACCCCUGGGCUCACGGGGGACGUGAUCUCGUCUCCAGCUCCAGUCCGGCUGCGUUGGGGUCGGCACCCGGCGGCUGCACCGCCGUGAUGAACCGGUCGGGCCUCGCACUCACCUCGCCCGUGUGCCCUCUUAACACAUCCAUCCCCAAGUUGUCGGAUGAAGAGGAAAUUCAUCCGAAUUCGCAUCCGCGCGUGACGGAUCUGGAGCAGCUGCUCGCAAGCAGAGAGAACAACGCCGAAGUGAGCCGUCUCACGGAUGUUCUCAGCGAGGCGGUGAGGCGGCGUGUUCAGUCUCUGCCGUUCAAGGCGCGAGACGAUUCCCCUCCGUCUGAUGAACUCGCUGGUGUGGCCAUACUCUUUUCGGGAGGGCUGGAUUCGAUGAUCCUGGCCGCCUUAGCUGACCGUCACAUCCCUGCUCACCAACCAAUAGACCUCCUGAAUGUAGCGUUUGAACUACAGGUGCCAAAGAAGCCGAAAGAGUCGGCGAGGAAACCCGGAAAGCACAAAAACAAGCCGGCGGAUUGUAAGAACGCCGGAGCCGAUCCCCAAACGUCCGGCCCCUUCGACGUUCCGGACAGGAUCACCGGGAAAGCCGGCCUCGGGGAGCUGCGAGGCUUGAACCCUGAGCGGAGGUGGAAUUUUGUUGAGAUCGACGUAACGAAGGAGGAGCUGCAGGAAAUGCGCCGCGAGCGCGUUUGCCAUUUGGUGCAUCCGCUGGAUACGGUGCUCGAUGACAGCAUCGGCUGUGCCGUGUGGUUCGCAGCGAGAGGAGCCGGCUUCGUCGCCGCGGGGGACGGCGACCAGAGGCCCUUCACGUCGUCGGCAAAGGUCGUCUUGACGGGGAUCGGGGCGGACGAGCAGCUCGCCGGUUACUCCAGACACAGAGUCCGGUUCACAGCGUCGGGACACGAGGGGCUGAUCCAGGAACUGGAGAUGGAGCUGGGAAGGAUCCCGUCCAGGAAUUUGGGCAGAGAUGACCGAGUGAUCGGGGACCAUGGGAAAGAGGCCAGGUUUCCCUACCUGGACGAGGACGUGGUGAGCCACUUGAACGCUCUGCCCGUGUGGGAGAAGGCAGACCUGUCGCUGCCUCGCGGCGUCGGGGAGAAACUCCUCCUGAGGCUCACGGCGAAGCGGCUGGGCCUCGGCCAAUCGGCCGUCCUGCCCAAGAGAGCCAUGCAGUUUGGAUCCCGCAUCGCAAAGAUGGAGGCCCACCGCGAAAAGGCCUCGGACAAAUGCACAAGACUCCUCACCGAGUAGACGAAUCAUUGGUUUUAAUGCAAAAAGUAAAUGGAAAAUGUUCAUUAUAAAAUCCCUUGGAGUACAAUUCA